Microdochium trichocladiopsis is the source of this 775-nucleotide messenger RNA. RefSeq lists its product as uncharacterized. Bases 32 to 685 code for a protein of 217 amino acids. The record is from RefSeq and is a predicted model, not a curated record. NCBI's taxonomy places the organism in Eukaryota, Fungi, Ascomycota, Sordariomycetes, Xylariales, Microdochiaceae. The transcript has a single exon.
CGUAACUCCUCAAGUCCCAGCCAUCGCGACAAUGUCCAAAAAAAUACUUGAAGUCCUGUGCUCCCCAAACCCCUUCCCACUGGAUCUGAUCACAGAUGGUGGGAGGAACACGGAAGCAGAAGGCUGGAUCCCAGUCUUGGGUUGGACACCAUGGCAUGACUUCACCUACGAUGUGCUCACAAAAUUGUUCGGGGCCUAUCUGAACAAGCCGGCCGGAUCGCUAUCCCAACACGACCCGAUUCUCGCCGACGAUCGAAUUAUAAACGACGAGAAGACUUGUGAGGUUUUCCUAGGACGGUACAUCAUGCCAGUUGUCAACAUAGCACUGUCGAAGAUGUUGCCUGGCACAAAAACAGCUAGUAGCCCUUACGUAGGGUCCGGGUCUACUGUUGAAAGCACAGCAGACUGGGCAGCUCGAAUCAGGCACGACGACGGGGAGUUCGAACCUUUGCUUCCAGGCGACACUAAACUGGCACUGAAAUGGCGGCCGGACAUGGACGAUCAGGACCAAUGGAGCCUGCCUGUGUCUCAAGUGCUCACUUAUGCGCACUUGCUUGGCAGCCGCUACGGCUUCAUUAUCACCCAAUCCCAUCUGGUCGUCCUCCGCUUCUGCCGAGAACCCAUCGGCACAGGCACGGCUUUCUCUCGACCUCGCCGAUCGGGGACCGGACAGGUGUUUCUUUAAAGUAUCGGCUCAGGAAGUACUGACAUAUCAUCUGCUAUGGAAGCUAUGUCCCUAGAUACUGGGAAUGCGUUAUAUCUUGAUCAACCUGAC